AUGGCCUCCGCGUCUCAUGACCCUGGGCCAGAUGAGGAGGAGCAGGAGGAGCAGGAGUUUGUCUGUGGACAGUCAAGUGGCUCGCGAUCCAGGCAUCGAGUGCAGACAGCGAAGAAAGGUCAGCGCGGUCACUAUCCUAGACCGCGGGCACUUCUGCCUCCAUCGCAGAGGGCUCGGCCCACUCAUUUCGUGGCCAUUCACUUGAAGUCACGCGAGAUACAGCGCUGUGUGGAGCAGCUGCAGCAGUGGUUUGUCGCACAAGACAAGCUCUUCGAGCGCUGCCUGGUUCCCAUCAAGCGUCUUCACACAGCCCUUCUGCUUACUUCCUUCGAGGAGCCUCGGCUCAGUGAAGCAAGACAGGUUGUGUCGCAGGCAGCUCGGACUAUCCGAGAAUUUCUAGGCGGAGAAUCCGUGCAGCUGAGAGCCGAAGGUAUUGGUUCUUUCGGUGGCCGUGUCGUCUUCGCUCGUGUUCGAACCGAGCCGCCUGAGCUCCUGCAGGCUAUGCACCACUUGCUCUGCAGGGUCUUCAUGCGACACAACUUUCCGAUCUUGGACGACACUGGCCAGGCCUGGUUGGCCCCGGGCGAGGAACCGCGCCAGUUCUCUGGACAUGCAAGCUUCCUCAAGGUCACAAAGGGAAUGGCUCAUUCUCGUACUGAGGAAGAGAAGAACUCCUUCAAAGCACUUCAUGUGUCCGAUGAGGACAUUGCCAAGUGGAACGGCACUUGUCUUGGCACCCAGCUGUGUGGCGACUUUGAGCUUCUCUCAAUUCUGGGAACGGCUCAUGAUGGCUACUACCCGCGGAUUAAAGUGGAGAAAUUGCCUGGGGCAGAAGAUGUCAUGCAGUCUGCCAGUUCCAUGUGCCAGGCUGGUGAUCUGCCGUCGAGAGGCGUGGCCGAUGCCGUGGAGGAGGCUUGGCGGUCCAAACCGCCUUCUCCUGAGAAGAGUGAGCCUGAAGCUGCUGUCAUUAAUGCUGCUUCCGGCCAGGAGACAGGCGACGCACUGCGAGACUCUAAACGCAGGUUAAGUCGACUGGGUCCUGACGUCUGGCAGGUUGUGUCGCAGGUGAUAACCAUCUGUGACCUGUUGUGCUUGGCCACAGCUGCAAAGGAAACCCUGACAAUCGUGCAGAGCGUGGUUUGCAAGGCUAAAGUCACGCUGUUCUCAGAGACAGCGCAUGCAUCUUCUUGUCUAGAUGGCAGUUGCUUAGAUUGGGACCGCAACCGCAUCGAAGGCACUCAAUGCCCGGCCCUCCAGAUACGUUCCCGGGAGGACUUCUUGUCCCAGCCCGCUGGAGAGCAGCUCUUUGCGGACAUUGGGUUUGUGGAGGAUUCUCAGCAGCUGAUUUUUGGGCGAAGCUUAGAAGGCCUCCACACUGCGCUGCGGGAGGCCCUGCCUUUGGCCUUCGGUGACCUGCACAUGGAGGUCGAGGCUGUGCGCAACAUUAGCAGUCCAACGAAGACUGUUCUUGAUACGCUCUGCGCAGCGCAACCAGAGAUAGUUGGCAUUGAGGGGCUAGCAGUUCAUGAUCUGCCUGCAUGGGUCCACUGCGUUCAGCAGCUCACUCGUGCGUGGGGUGCUGAGACCAACCUUGAUCUGAUGGAGCAGCAGGUUGGCGGAGGACACAACUCCAUUCAUGAUGACACAACCGCCGCCCAGGUCGGUCUCAAGCUGGCUCCUAUCCAUGGAACUGUCCACUGGUCCCAGCUGACGCCUCUCUUGCUGAAGGCAUUUGGACCCGCCUGGUUUGAGACCGGAUCAAUCUCUGUCCACUUCGUGAACAUGGUGGGCCAUCGUCAGCCUGUGCGGGCAUUCAUUGCAGAGCCUGAUCCUUCCAAGUCAGCCCAGCAACUGGAAGUGUGGAUGGAGCACCUGGACGGCCGGCUGGUCUUCGAAGGCACUGCCAGUGUGGGCUUGCGACCAGGCGAGAUGACAACAAUGGCACAAUCAAAGAUUGCAAGCAUUAAGCCAGUGAAAGGAAGGCUGCUCUUCACCCGCUACGAUGUGGGCACUCAAAGCCUGCAGCCUGAACCUGCAAAGAUUGAAUUCGAGAAGGUCAUUGGUCCACUGUUUCCAUAUACACACAGGAGGAAGUUGGAGCUCAUCACGGAGUUCCACCCCUGGUUCAGCGAGGAGGCUGGCCACACGUCUCCAUGGGGAAAGGCCAUCCUCCCUCCAGAGAGUUUCAAUCAGAUCAUGCUGGGCAGCGUAGGCGGAGCCCGGCCUCCCAGGUUUCCACCCGUCGCUGGCGAUGAGUGGCUGCACAAGGCUCUGGGGGGCCGGACGCCUGUUGGUCUUUUCGGAGGCUGCGAGGUCAUCAUGGUCAACGGGCCCAUUUUCGUUGGCGUGGAUUAUGAGUGCACGCGGGAAAUUGUCGGCAGUGGUGAAACACCGCGGGCCGAAUUCAGGUGGACAACGACAUACCUGCGAGAAAAGGGCUCGCAAAAGCUCGUGGCUCAAAUGACUCUGCAGGAGAUGCAGCUCAAGGCGUCGCUCGACGGCUACGCGCAGCUCAGAGCUCAGAGUGAUGGCCUGGUGCAGGUGGACAAUGCGGCCUACUUCAGCAAACUUUUGGAAGCUUUGCCGCCCCUUGUGAGAGGAUUAGACUUCCAGAACCUGGCGUGCACCUUUCUGGACUUUCCGGUCGCGUGCUUGCCGAAGGCCUGCACGGCAUUUGGCACCAUAGUGCUGCAAAAGGAUGUCAGAGGCUGCAGUGCGCGCGGAAGCAUGGACUUCGGUGAUUUCAUCAGUACCUUCCCGCGAUUUCCGCAGCAUGUGAGGUUGGUAAGAGCCUCGCUUGGCACGGAAGGGCACUGGGCAUUUUCUGCAAAGGAGAUAGCGGAUGUUUUCAGAGCGAAGUUUCCGGGUCUCGUGGUGCUGCAGUUGGAGCUUUCGCUGCGACAUUCAGCGGCGACAAGUGAUGUGCCCUUCAUCGAGCUGGCGCGGGCUUUGAUUGACGCCGAAGUACGUGUGGAGGUCACCAGCAUUCGUUGUCGGCCUCACCAGUAUGAAUUUCUCCGCGCAGCCUUGACCCAUGCUGGAGCAGCAGUGCAGCAGCUGGAAGAUGAAUGCGAGCAAAUAGCUUAUCCCUUCUCGCAUCCAAGGUUUGAUUGGAGCAAGGCAGGUUUGUCCGCCCAUUCCUUUGCACACGCAAAUGAUGCAGAUGCCAGGUCGGCGGCUCUUCUGAAGUUGAAAAGGCUGAGGCAUAAUUACCCAGCCGGAAAGCAACAUGCCACAACUUGUACAAAGCUUGAGUGUUUGGUGGCUGUGGCUUCCUGCAGCAGGGCUAGAGCCUGGAGCUUCAGGAGGAAGGUCAGUUCAAAAAGCUUGGAGCUACACUUGUGGUUGGGCGCCUGCUUUUAA
Symbiodinium pilosum is the source of this 3363-nucleotide messenger RNA. The record is from the annotation of a GenBank genome assembly. NCBI's taxonomy places the organism in Eukaryota, Dinophyceae, Suessiales, Symbiodiniaceae.